AUGGUAUGGUAUGGUAUGGAAUGGUAUGGAAUGGUAUGGAAUGGUAUGGUAUGGUAUGGUAUGGUAUGGUAUGAGGUGGAAUGGUAUGGUAUGAGGUGGAAUGGUACCCAAAAAUGGGUGACUGAAGUGCCAUCUGGCUCAUCUCGAAUCCGCGCUUAUCCUUCUUCAGCUACUAAUGCACCAAAACCUUGCACUAUAUCAGUACUUUUCUGGCCUAAUGUUACCUCGGGGAUGUAUGAGCCUUUCGACAUGCCGACCUAUGACUUCAAAGUUACGGGUGGCCAAUUUAUGGAAACACUUCAAACCCUUAAGUGUCAUCACCUCUUCUUCAAUGUCGUUCUUCCUGGAAAGGUUGACGAGCCUCUGGACGGUCUGCUCACCUCUCAAAUUCUUGCCCACUUCACUUCCCACAACCUUGUUCUCCCCUCUGAUCCUAAUCCAGGAUCCGGUGAUAUUCAUUUCCACCAGCGGCCCUGGGUUUUAAUGCAGCCAAAAUUGAAAAAGGCGACUUUGGUUUGGAGUAUUGAGCCACAUCCUAAUAUGAACGCCAAUACCUUUAACCAUACCAACCUCGUAAGGAUAACGUCAAAAUUCAAAAACCCGGAACGUGGAAGCAAGACAAUGAUGGUUAUUCUUGGCGCUUUCUCUUAUGAACUUUCUUUUCAAGGCUUGCUCACCAGUUCUCUUCAGCUCCACGGUACGGUCAUGUAUCAGGUAUCCUACAGCCAUCAUGGAUUGGAGAAGGCAGCUCUGCGAGCACUCUUGAUCAACACCAUCCAUGCUUUGCCCAGCAAAUUACGGAAGGAUUACCUCAUUCAGGACGGCCUCGACACCCACCUGUGUGCCUUACAAAUUUAUGCCCUGGGGCUGAGGCCAUUGACACGCCCACAAAUGAGGUCACCUUUCCAUCACAACGACCUGCUUCUGAGUCUGUUCAACUUCCUGAAGUUAUUGAUGAUGAAGCCCCCCCUCGAAACUCUCUUAUUCGCCCACGUUCCAUCUCAAUUUUUGAUAAUACCAGGUCCAUCACGAUCUCAUAUGCGACCAUCCACAGUUACAUGGGUUGAUGUUGUUUCAUCUGACGAUGACUUUCCAACUGCUAUUCUACCUCAGAAUGAAAGUAGAUCAUCCGCCAAUGCGCCAAGGCUUGCAUUCCCUUCUGAAGUUGAAAAAUGGCAGGCCGAGGUCAUGAAGCUUGUUGAGGCCCCACAGAAUGAGCGUCAACAAGUUCAAAUUCAUGGUCGAACGAUCCACUCAAUGUCAGUUGCCCUGAUCGACCUCCUCAUUCACAUUCAGCGAUCUUCAAGCGACACCAUUACCUCUACAUUCUCAGCAGGUCCCGAUAUCUUCACCUGUAAUGCUGAGGCCCCCCUUGUCGCGUUUCUUGCUAGAUCUGCAUUCCGGGUGUACAAAGUAGGCGUGACAAUG
Messenger RNA from Laccaria bicolor S238N-H82, 1428 nucleotides. RefSeq lists its product as uncharacterized. The record is from RefSeq and is a predicted model, not a curated record. The annotation marks the transcript as partial. NCBI's taxonomy places the organism in Eukaryota, Fungi, Basidiomycota, Agaricomycetes, Agaricales, Hydnangiaceae. The transcript is spliced from 7 exons.